Molecule: messenger RNA, 459 nt
Organism: Anoplopoma fimbria (sablefish)
Lineage: Eukaryota; Metazoa; Chordata; Actinopteri; Perciformes; Anoplopomatidae
Gene: ucn3l
Product: urocortin 3, like
Exons: 1
Coding region: 1-459 (152 amino acids)
Biological process (GO): adenylate cyclase-activating G protein-coupled receptor signaling pathway; cellular response to nutrient levels; hormone-mediated signaling pathway
Cellular component (GO): extracellular region
Molecular function (GO): corticotropin-releasing hormone receptor 2 binding; hormone activity
Source: RefSeq, a predicted model, not a curated record
AUGCUGUCGUCCCUGAAGACUCUGCUGCUGCUCUCGGUCCUGUGCACACCGACCUCCGGGCUGUGCCUGCGCCUCUACACCGGCUCAGAGGUGGUGUGCGACGACCAGAUGGCACCCGGGGUCCGGAGCGACCUGGACGGCUGGGGGUCCCUCCUGCAGUCUGCAGAGUAUCUCUCCUCCUCUUCAUCCUCCUCCUCUUCCUCUUCUUCUUCUGCCGAAUCCAGUCGGGAAAAAAGGACUUCAAGCCCUGCAAACUACCGCUUCAUGAGCAGGACCAAGCUCAGAGGACAGAUGCUCCGCAACAGCAGCAAAGCGGACCGCAGGAGCAGACUGACCUUGUCCCUGGACGUCCCGACCAACAUCAUGAACGUCCUCUUUGAUGUCGCCAAGGCCAAAAACCUGCGAGCCAAGGCGGCCGAGAACGCACGCCUGCUGGCUCAGAUUGGACGGAGAAAGUGA